Molecule: messenger RNA, 2863 nt
Organism: Rhinopithecus roxellana (golden snub-nosed monkey)
Lineage: Eukaryota; Metazoa; Chordata; Mammalia; Primates; Cercopithecidae
Gene: PLA2G4B
Product: phospholipase A2 group IVB
Exons: 20
Coding region: 1-2556 (851 amino acids)
Biological process (GO): glycerophospholipid catabolic process
Cellular component (GO): cytosol
Molecular function (GO): calcium ion binding; calcium-dependent phospholipid binding
Source: RefSeq, a predicted model, not a curated record
AUGCCCUGGAGACAGGAGAACCCCCCUGCCCCUGAGUGCCAACCCACAGGCCUCAUCCCUGGCCACUCAGCACCUGGCUUUGAAGGGCUGUUUUAUGUGACAGCCACUCCCCUGCCUGUCGUGAGGGGGCCCGGGUGCUCCACUCAGAUUGAUGGAGCCCUGCAGUCAAGACUGGGCAUUCCUGUCCAACAGCAGGUCUCCCCUCUCCCGCCUCUGCAGGCAGAGGUGUCCAGGACCUGCCUGCUCACGGUUCAUGUCCUGAGGGCCCAUCGCCUACCCUCUAAGGACCUAGUGACCCCCUCUGACUGCUACGUGACUCUCUGGCUGCCCACAGCCUGCAGCCACAGGCUCCAGACACGCACAGUCAAGAACAGCAGUAGCCCUGUGUGGAACCAGAGCUUUCACUUCAGGAUCCACAGGCAGCUCAAGAAUGUCAUGGAACUGAAAGUCUUUGACCAGGACCUGGUGACCGGAGAUGACCCUGUGUUGUCAGUGCUGUUUGAUGCGGGGACUCUGCGGGCUGGGGAGUUGCGGCACGAGAGCUUCUCACUGAGCCCUCAGGGUGAGGGGUGCCUGGAAGUUGAAUUUCGCCUGCAGAGUCUGGCUGACUGUGGCGAGCAGCUCGUCAGCAAUGGCGUUCUGGUGGCCCGGGAGCUCUCCUGCUUGCACGUUCAACUGGAGGAGACAGGAGACCAGAAGCCCUCAGAGCGCAGAGUUCAGCUUGUGGUUCCUGGGUCCUGUGAGGGUCCGCAGGAGGCCUCUGUGGGCACUGGCACCUUCCGCUUCCACUGCCCAGCCUGCUGGGAACAGGAGCUGAGGAUUCACCUACAGGAUGCCCCCGAGGAGCAACUAAAGGUGCCACUGAGUGCCCUGCCCUCUGACCAAGUGGUGAGGCUUGUCUUCCCCACGUCCCAGGACCCCCUGAUGAGAGUGGAGCUGAAAAAAGAAGCAGGACCGAGGGAGCUGGCCGUGCGACUGGGCUUCAGGCCCUGUGCAGAGGAACAGGCCUUCCUGAGCAGGAGGAAGCAGGUGGUGGCCGCGGCCUUGCGGCAGGCCCUGCAGCUAGAUGGAGACCUGCAAGAGGACGAGAUCCCUGUGGUAGCUAUUAUGGCCACUGGCGGUGGGAUCCGGGCAAUGACUUCCCUGUACGGGCAGCUGGCCGGCCUGCAGGAGCUGGGCCUCUUGGAUUGCGUCUCCUACAUUACCGGGGCCUCGGGCUCCACCUGGGCCUUGGCCAACCUCUAUGAGGACCCAGAGUGGUCUCAGAAGGACCUGGCAGGGCCCACUGAGUUGCUAAAGACCCAGGUGACCAAGAGCAAGCUCGGUGUGCUGGCCCCCAGCCAGCUGCAGCGGUACCGGCAGGAGCUGGCUGAGCGUGCCCGCCUGGGCUACCCAAGCUGCUUCACCAGCCUGUGGGCCCUCAUCAACGAGGCGCUGCUGCACGACAAGCCCCAUGACCACAAGCUCUCAGAUCAGCGGGAGGCCCUGAGUCAUGGCCAGAACCCUCUGCCCAUCUACUGUGCCCUCAACACCAAGGGGCAGAGCCUGUCCACUUUUGAAUUUGGGGAGUGGUGCGAGUUCUCUCCCUACGAGGUCGGCUUCCCCAAGUAUGGGACCUUCAUCUCCUCUGAGCUGUUCGGCUCUGAGUUCUUCAUGGGGCGGCUGACGAGGAAGCUCCCUGAGUCCCGCAUCUGCUUCUUAGAAGGUAUCUGGAGCAACCUGUAUGCAGCCAACCUCCAGGACAGCUUAUACUGGGCCUCAGAGCCCAGCCAGUUCUGGGACCGCUGGGUCAGGAACCAGGCCAACCUGGACAAGGAACAGGUCCCCCUUCUGAAGAUAGAAGAACCACCCUCAACAGCCAGCAGGAUAGCUGCGUUUUUCACUGAUCUUCUGACACGGCGCCCACUGGCCCAGGCCACACAUAAUUUCCUGCGUGGCCUCCAUUUCCACAAAGACUACUUUCAGCAUCCUCACUUCUCCACCUGGAAAGCUACCACUCUGGAUGGGCUCCCCAACCAGCUGACACCCUCGGAGCCCCACCUGUGCCUGCUGGAUGUUGGCUACCUCAUCAACACCAGCUGCCUGCCCCUCCUGCAGCCCACUCGGGACGUGGACCUCAUCCUGUCAUUGGACUACAACCUCCACGGAGCCUUCCAGCAGCUGCAGCUCCUGGGCCGGUUCUGCCAGGAGCAGGGGAUCCCGUUCCCGCCCAUCUCGCCCAGCCCGGAAGAGCAGCUCCAGCCUCGGGAGUGCCACACCUUCUCUGACCCCACCUGCCCCGGAGCCCCUGCGGUGCUGCACUUCCCUCUUGUCAGCGACUCCUUCCGGGAGUACUCGGCCCCUGGGGUCCGGCGGACACCUGAGGAGGCGGCGGCUGGGGAGGUGAACCUGUCUUCAGUGGACUCUCCCUACCACUACACGAAGGUGACCUACAGCCAGGAGGAUGUGGACAAGCUGCUGCGCCUGACACAUUACAAUGUCUGCAACAACCGGGAGCAGCUGCUGGAGGCCCUGCGCCAGGCGGUGCAGCGGAGGCGGCAGCGCAGGCCCCAGUGACAGCCGGAGCCCCUGCCUGGCCCUGCCACCCCUGACUCUCAUUCAUUCCCUGGCUGCUGAGUUGCAGGUGGGAACUGUCACCACCCAGUGCUUCAGAGCCUCUGGGGCUCAGGUGACCCUGUUCCAGGGUCCAUGCUGAGGGCUGGGAGCUCCCUGGGGCCUCAGCAGUUUGCAGUGGGGUAAGGAGGCCGAGCCCAUUUGUGUAAUCACCCCAUGGCCCGUGUCUGUUUUCCCUUCUGCACUACCUUGAGUAGUUGUACAAGGUGAGAUGGAACACUUGAUACAUUACAGACUCAUACAAAUGUGA